Messenger RNA from Brassica oleracea var. oleracea, 570 nucleotides. RefSeq names its product calmodulin-like protein 8. The coding region runs from base 40 to 495 and encodes 151 amino acids. Gene Ontology annotation, molecular function: calcium ion binding; enzyme regulator activity. The transcript has 4 exons. NCBI's taxonomy places the organism in Eukaryota, Viridiplantae, Streptophyta, Magnoliopsida, Brassicales, Brassicaceae. The record is from RefSeq and is a predicted model, not a curated record.
UCUCUCUCUCUCUCUCAAAAAAAAAAUUCCCAAAAAACAAUGGAAAAGAUAGCACUGACAAAAGAUGAGAUCAUUGGGUUCAAAGAGGCUUUUUGUCUCUUCGACAAAGACGGCGACGGUUGUAUAACGGUGGAAGACCUUGCAAUAGUCAUUCGUUCCUUAGAUCAGCAUCCGACAGAACAAGAAUUUCAAGAUAUCAUCACUGAGAUCGACUCUGAUGGCAAUGGCACCAUUGAAUUUGCUGAGUUUCUGAACCUCAUGGCCAAGAAACUUCAGGAAAGUGACGCAGAAGAGGAGCUUAAAGAAGUUUUCAAAGUCUUUGACAAAGACCAAAAUGGUUAUAUAUCUGCCAGUGAGUUGAGUCAUGUAAUGAUAAAUCUAGGGGAAAAGCUAACCGAUGAAGAAGCUGAACAAAUGAUUAAGGAGGCAGAUCUGGAUGGUGAUGGUCAAGUCAAUUAUGAUGAAUUUGUCAAGAUGAUGAUCAACAUUGGAUAAAUUCCUUUUUUUACUAUUAUAAAGGCUAUAUAUAUCCUUUAUUACUUUUGUUAGUUUUUACUCCUUUAAAUUCUG